UUUUACGUUCAAAUAAAAUUGUUUACGUCUUAACAAUAAAUUUUUGCUCAAAAUUUGAAUUUGCACAUUCUGAACAACACACAAAUUUAUCGACUCAAACUCGUGUAAUCUCGAAAUUCUCUGCGCCUAAAAAUGAUGUCCUUACAAAUCUAUUGGGAUGAGCACAUUGGCGUGACACUUGAGGAGAAGCAACGACAUAUUUACAUACGUGAUAUACCGGAAAAAUGGCUGCCACGUAUUUGUGAUUUAAUGGUGGAGCGAUCUUUUCAGCUCAACCCUCUCUUUGCGCAUCUGAAAAUCCACGAGCUGCCCGACGUAGAGGAUUCUUAUCGGCGUUACGUGAUGCAUGUGCUCCGCGACGAAUGCAGCAUUAUGAUCGUCGACGAACAGUCGAAUGAGAUAUUCGGUGUGGCGCUGAUGAAAUGCAUGACGAAGGAGUGGCGUUCUUGGACUAUUUGGAUGCAAAUGUUUGAUGCCACCACACUUUUUUCCCGAUUUAUGCUACUCACCCGCAUGCUGGUACUCAAAUAUGGCGAAGAGCAUCCGGAGCAUGAGUUCAAUGGCUUGCAUCUUUUCGAAUUUUAUUUGCAUCCGGAGCUAAGGGCGGAUCCGGUUUUUGUGGCGAAAUUCUUCAAUAGCAUUUUUGAAGUGGCACGUCAUAUGUCAAUGCUACGCGUCUCCUUUGUCGGCAUCACUUUGCGGGAGCAACAAUUAGUCGAGGCGCAUAAUUUUCAAUCACUAUCACAUCUAAUCUAUUCGCUGGUGGAGGAUGAGGGUGUGCGUGCAUUUCAAUCGUUACGUGAUAUUGAUGAGAUGUAUAUGGUCUCAUUCCAGUAUAUCGUGAAACCAUUGACGCCAUUCUAUCGUAUGCCACCAAACCAACCUACCGAUGAGGAGGAUCGCUUAAAGCGUGAACCGGAAGAACCACUGGAUGAUCAAGUAUCGGAAGCUGUUGAGAGUGACAUUUAUAGGCGCUCGAUUUUAAAAAGUUUUAUAAAGUAGAAAAUUUGGAAAGUGUCUGUUUAGAAGUUGCCAGACGCUUUCGAAAAAAAUCAACUUAAUUCUUAGGCAUAAGUUAAGUAAAAGUUAAAAUCCCUUUGUAAAA
This is a messenger RNA of Ceratitis capitata (Mediterranean fruit fly), 1105 nucleotides long. RefSeq lists its product as uncharacterized. NCBI's taxonomy places the organism in Eukaryota, Metazoa, Arthropoda, Insecta, Diptera, Tephritidae. Bases 133 to 1002 code for a protein of 289 amino acids. The record is from RefSeq and is a predicted model, not a curated record. The transcript has a single exon.